AUGGCAAUCAAAGAAGAAGAAACUCAACAAGAAAGAUUCAGUAACAAACGCAGCAUACUCAUUCGGGAAGACCUCGAAUAUUCCGCCCAAAAAUUAUUUACUUAUUCAGUUAUCGGAUUAACCGCUAUCGCGGUCUAUGCCACGGGUAAAUUAGCCAUGUUCGCAAUCGGAUUAGCCGCAGGCUAUUUUUUAUACCAAACAGGAAUGUUACAAAAAGUAACUGGUAAAAUAUUUAGUAAAAAGCCAAAAAAAACCGAUGAAGAAGAAAAAAAUUCUGGUUCGGAAUCAUCUCCGCCAGAAAGCAGCCUUAAUCAAUCAGAUUUAGACCCCGUGGCCAAAUUUCAGCAAAGACAAUCAAAAACUCAACAAUUAAAUCAUGGUGAAUCAAAUAACUCAGCAGAUUACUUACCUGAUUUCAAAGGAGCGCUAAAAGGUUUUUAUGAGGAAAAUAUCAAAACUACUCUGGAAACUAAAACGGCUUAUUAUGAGAAUUUGCUAAAAGAAAAUUUGGCUUUUAGUCAAAGAACGCAAAAAAUAGCCAUUGCCUUAGGACCUUGUAGGAGAAAUACAUUUAACAAAGAAAAUAUGAAAAGUAAAACCAAAAAAUCUAAAAAUCAAAUAAUUACAGUUCCCACUCAGGGAACAACUACUAAAAUUUUAAAAAAGCCCCGCACGGCCAAAAGUAAAUCCACUAAACUCCUUAAAGUUCGCACUCCUAUUUCUAAGGAAAAAACUUGUGCUUAUUAUGAUUGCAUGGUCAACCUGGUAUCCCAGCCGGAAAAUGACCGAAUAAAAAUUACGGAGUUAACCCGCAAAUGUAAAUGUAGCAAAGAGGAGGUGGCCCGGACAAAAGCCGAAUUAAAGCACAAAUUAAUCCAUGAAUUAGCCCGAGAUUAUAAGAACAUUGGGGAGAAUUUAGGCCGUUUAGCCAUUUUUGCGGGAUAUACGGUUCAUUUGAGAUUAAGACAGAUGGUUUUAGAGAAAAAGAACGGCAAGGAGCAGAAACAGAUUGACGAUUUGAAAAAAGAAGUUGAAGAAUUAAAAAAUAAAGAUGGAAAUACGAAAUAUUAA
Racocetra persica is the source of this 1071-nucleotide messenger RNA. The record is from the annotation of a GenBank genome assembly. Lineage: Eukaryota; Fungi; Glomeromycota; Glomeromycetes; Diversisporales; Gigasporaceae.